Molecule: messenger RNA, 4053 nt
Organism: Bathycoccus prasinos
Lineage: Eukaryota; Viridiplantae; Chlorophyta; Mamiellophyceae; Mamiellales; Bathycoccaceae
Product: lysine-specific histone demethylase
Exons: 1
Coding region: 1-4053 (1350 amino acids)
Molecular function (GO): oxidoreductase activity; protein binding
Source: RefSeq, a predicted model, not a curated record
AUGGCCACAAACACCUUUGAGAAUACCACGAAUGCGACGCAUACUCACCACCACAAAAGAAAAGUCGGCUACCGACGCUCGUCCAAGUUCGCUUUGGACGACUUAUUCCUCGAUUCCGAUUCCGACGACAAAGAUGAUUCUUCGCCUCCGAGUCGAGAACAAAUCGCCGCCGCAUCUGCCGGUCUCGACUUCGAACGCGUCUCGUUCCUCGAAAAGAAAGACUUCGACACGCAACUCAGAGACGGAGGGAACAGCGAGGCGCAUUAUUUAGGCGUGAGGAAUAAGAUAUGCGCCAUGUGGCGGAGAGAUGUUCGGAGGCGAUUGGACGUGACAGAAGUGAUCGAAGAGGUGAGAAAUUACGAGGAGAAGAUGAUUCGAGACGUGUUCGAUUGGCUGGAACGGAACGGUGGAGUGAACUACGGAGUUUUCACGAAAGAAAAAAAGGAGGAGGAAAAAGAGGAGGAAAAGGAGGAUAUGGAGGGAGAAGCCGUGGUCGGAUCCAACGCCCCUGCGAUCGAAAUCAUCGACGACGCGACCGUAACGAAAGAGUUGAUUCGAUUGCUGAAAACGUGCGACAUGAACGUGAUGACGGAGAAGAUGAUUCGGAAGAAACUUGGGUCGGAGGAGUGUUUGAACACGGAUUUGAGCGAGAAGAAAGGGUUGAUUAAGGAGGUGGUGACGAAGUAUUUAACGGAAGGCGCGGAGGCGUUUGACGGGUUGUUCGAGGAAGAAGGGAAAUCGAAGGAGAAGAAAGACGACGACGACGAAGUAGACGACGGCGGGGAUGAGAUUACUUUCAAGUGGAGGUCACCGCCGGCAGUCGAAGAGGGGAAAAUACAUCCAAACAUACGGGAGAGAGAUGUGGAUACGUCGAAACCGGUUAUAAUCAUCGGCGCCGGACCGUCCGGUUUAGCGUGCGCGAACCAGUUGAAAUCGAGAAACGUCCCGGUGAUUGUUUUAGAGGCGAGAGAUCGCGUCGGUGGGCGAGUGUGGACAGAAAGAGAGACGUUUUCCGCGCCGGUGGAUUUUGGCGCCUCCAUCGUGACCGGUACGGAACCGAACCCGAAAGCGAGAACGGGUAUGCCGUGGUUAGGUAUUCGCGCGGAUCCUUCCGCCGAGGUCAGCUCGCAAAUCGAUUUGAAACUCGUCGAGUUACGUCCAGGGUGUCCUUUAUACGACGGCAAAGACGGGAGUUUAGUCGCCGGCGAAAAAGACGCGAGAAUUGAAAAGUUGAGAGACUUGUUGAUGGACGAAGCGAGAGAGACGGUGGAGGCGCGAGGCGAAGACGCCACCGCGGAUCUCGGGUUGGGCGAAAUAAUUGAAGACCUGACCAAAGUCCAUUUCGAGCGCGAGUAUUUAGAAGAUACACUGAGAAAGAAACAACAGGAACAAGAAGAAAGAGGAGAAGACGAUGACAACGACAACAACAACAAAAACGACGACGACGACGACGACAUGAACGACGAGAAGAAACAACAAAAGUUGGAGAAAAUCAAGCAGUUUUCCAAAGACGAUAAACGAUUGCUCGAUUGGCACUGGGCGAAUUUAGAAUACGGAUGUUCUGCGAAACUCGGGGACGUGUCGCUACCGCACUGGAACCAAGACGAAAUGUACGGCGGGUUUGGCGGGCCGCAUUGCAUGGUGCGAAACGGCUACGGCCAAAUCACCGACGCGUUGGCGAGAGAAAUUGAAAAAAUAAGUGCAAUUAAACUCAACGCGAUCGUCAAGAAGGUGACCGUCACGAGCACGAAAAACCCAUUCGAUGGCGUCAACGUGGAGUGCGCCGAUGGUACCAUCUACGAAGGCUCCGCGGUGGUGUGCACGGUACCUCUGGGGUGUCUAAAAAACGACGACGUCGAGUUCGUUCCUGAAUUAUCCACCGCGAAACGAAAUGCCGUCCAUAGAUUAGGUUUUGGAAAUUUGAACAAGCUGGUCAUCGAGUUCGAAGAUCAGUUUUGGUCGGACGAUCGCGAUUAUUUCGGUGUCGCCGUAGACAGCGACGACGAGUCGAAAAUGAACAACCGCGCGCGAUGUUUCAUGUUCUGGAACUUGAAACCAGUUUGUGGCGAAAACAUGUUGAUCGCGUUAGUCGCAGGCUCGAACGCGGAAGAUACCGAGAACAACGUCACGGAAGAGUCGCAACAAGAACUCGUGAAUUUAGCCGUGGAACAGUUGGCGAAAGUGCACUUCAACGGCGACCAAUCGAAAAUCAAAGUGAAAACGGCUAAAGCAACCGCGUGGGGUAAAGAUCCAUUUGCGCGAGGCUCGUACUCGUACGUAAAGAAAAGCUCUCGAGGCGCCGCGGAUUACGACGAAUUAGGUCGUCCAGAAUUGAAAGGACGCUUAUUCUUUGCCGGCGAACACACGUGUAAAGAACAUCCAGAUACAGUUGGCGGUGCCAUGCUCACCGGAUGGCGAGCGGCGAGACAAGUUUUGCGUAAACUCUCCGGCGAGGAAGGUAAAAUCUUCGACGAAGUCUUCGAUCUCGAAGAGAUGCGAAAGAAAGCGGAGGAAGAAGCUCGACAGGCGGCGUUAAUGGAAGACUCCGAUUACGACAGCGAGCUGGAAGGUGAAGACUUUGAAAAGAUGAAGGCGGCUAUUGAGCGCAAACGCGAGGCGGAAGAGCGAGCGAGGAACCAAGUCGUCGACGCGGACGCGUUGGCCGGGAGAGACGAAGCGAAAUCGGUGUAUAAAAUUUCCAUGACGGUAGAUUCGUCCGCGAAGACGAACUCUAUUGGACUCGCUUUGGCAGAAAUUAUGGUUGAAAAUGAAAACCACUACGCGUUGAAAACGGGCGCCGGAAAACGCGCGUUGAUGCACGCCGUGUUAUCACUCACCAAUGCCGAAAAAGAAAAGUGGGCGUAUGGAAAACACAACGGAUUAGCGACGUUUAACGAGUGGUUGAGUAAAUUUGCCAAGCGCGCGCGACGAGAUGGCGACGAGGAAGACGCGAUGACCGCGUUGAAAGUCAUCCGAUCGAUUCCGUUUGAUUUCAAGUUGAUGAAGAAAUCGGGCGUGCCAUUAACCAUCAAAGACUACUUCCAAUCACACGAAAACGCGGGAUUAAAGCAAACGUCUAAAAUGAUCACUCGAGAGUGGAUGCGUUUGUUAGCGCUCGGUGGCGAUAAGACGCGCAUGUCCGUCGGCGGUGCCAUCUCGCCGUACGGAAACGUGUUAGCGCCAAAGCAAAACAACAACAUAACGACAACGCUUUUGAAUUCGAUUAAAAACAACGGCAUGAACACCAUCGCGAGCGAAGUUGCGAAAGAAACCACGAAUAUCGCCAACGCGCUUUCCGACAAAGAGCUUCUCGUCUUGCACGAAAAGCAACGCAAAGAGGCGAAAGAAGCCGCCGAACGAAAACUUCGCGACCAGCGCGAAGCGGUCGUCAAAGCCGCAUCGGAUCUUCCCGAAGGCCAAGCUGCGCUCGCAGCGCGACAAGCCGCGGAGCAAGCUAAAUUAGACGCCGAACGUGCGAUUCAAGCCGCCAAGGAAGCAGCGCAGACCGCCAUGGAUCAUCAUAACAACGACACGGAUUCCGACGAAGAUCAAGUCAUGAACAUGAACAUUUCCUCCUUUGAAGAUUUUCAAAACGCCGCGAAUUUGAAACGAGAGAAAAAGAGAGCGAAAGCGAAGGCGAAAGCGGCGAAACGGGCGAGAGAAGACGCCGAGGACGCCGCCGCUUUGGGCGAAGACGACGACGACGAUCUUUUGAACGCGAAGAAGAGCAAAGCCAAUUCCGCCGACGCCGACACGCUCACCGAAGAAGCUUACGAAGAACGCGUGACCAAACAAGUCACCAAAUACGUCUUCGAGCAACUCAGACUCAAACGAGACCGGAACAUUCUCACGAAGAAACAGUGUAAAAAGUACGAGGAAAAAAUCGUUCGCACGGUCAUCGACCACGCGAAAUCGGAGUCUUCCGCGAAACUCGACCCGCUCGUCGCUUUCAUGACCAGUCAACGCAAAGAGAAGAUUAAAAGUCUCGUGAACAAAUACGCCGUCGUCGGACAGAAAGAAAAUGAAACCAAGAAGAAUACUAAGAAAGAAUAA